This is a messenger RNA of Portunus trituberculatus (swimming crab), 2149 nucleotides long. RefSeq names its product trafficking protein particle complex subunit 13-like. The record is from RefSeq and is a predicted model, not a curated record. NCBI's taxonomy places the organism in Eukaryota, Metazoa, Arthropoda, Malacostraca, Decapoda, Portunidae. The coding region runs from base 746 to 2023 and encodes 425 amino acids. The transcript has 12 exons. Gene Ontology annotation, cellular component: TRAPPIII protein complex.
ACUCCCUUUUCCGCCGCGGUACGUGUUGGAAGCCGACCUACUCGUCACACAGUGGCAGUGCUGGGCUGUGGUGUUGGUCGCUAGUCGCCACCGCACCCUGGACUAAGAAGGAAGGCCAAGGCAGGAAAGGAGAUGAGUCUGACGUGAGUGAAGCAUGACUGCACACGUACUACUGCCAACUACUUGACAUGAUUUUCCUACCGUAUUUGACUGCUACAGGUCGUGCCAGCAGGAUGCAGGCUGCGUGCAGGCUCUGAAUAUAAAUUGACAAAAUCUCUACAUCACUAAGACGACAAACUCUUGAAAACACGAAUAUUAAUCUCUGUUGCCUUGGAAAAUACUUCAAAAUAGUGGUGAGUGGUGACGAGAGAGUAAAGACUACGAGAUUCUGUAACGCGCUGUUGGAAAGUCAGAGUGUGGGAAGUAAACACAGCUGCUAAUGUCACCCGUGAGGCAGCCCACCAACCCCGCCACUUGAACCAAGUGCCCCCGCUUCCACUCCCACCGUGUUGUGCUUUGUGAUCACCUUGUUGCCUUGGGUGUAUCUACCUUUGACCUGCCCACCCUGCUGGCGGCGGCGGGCGUUCACUCCUCACACCAAGCUACGGUUCUCCGCCUCACCUGCGUCUUCCUGAAGAAGUGUGGAUAACUACCCCGCCUGUGAUCACCUCACAGGCCUCCACCAGGGCUCAUAGGAUCUGUGGGAUCGUCGAAGCCCGAAAACAACAACAACACAACUUGAACCAUGGACAGCAAGGAUAAGGACCACAUCUUGAGCCUGAAAGUGAUGCGGCUCACCAGACCCUCCCUCUUCACGGGUCUGUCUGUUGGCUGUGAUGCACGUGACCUGCCUGGUGAACACCUCAAUGCUGAUGUGCGGGCUGACAUUGCCAUUCCACAGGGGCUGCCCAACACUGGUGUGGGACACAUGCUGCUCCUGCCUCAGAGCUUUGGAAACAUAUACUUAGGCGAGACAUUUUCCUGCUGCCUGUGUGUUCACAAUGACGGGAAGGACACAGUGCGGGAAGUGUCCAUCAAGGCUGUGCUGCAGAUGAGCAACCAAAGAGUGCCUCUGCUGGGGGAGGACGACAAUGAGAUGCUGCACCAGCUGGAGGGCAAUGAAACCAUCAAUGAGGUCAUCCAGCAUGAAGUGAAGGACAUUGGGACUCACAUACUGGUGUGUGCUGUGAGCUACUUGUCGGCCUCAGGGGAUCGGCUUAGCUUCCGCAAGUUCUUCAAGUUCCAGGUGAUGAAGCCGCUUGAUGUGAAGACCAAGUUUUACAACGCUGAGGACUUUAUUUCAGAUGAAGUGUAUCUGGAGGCUGGGGUGCAAAACAUUACCUCAGGGCCACUCUGUUUGGAGAAGGUGGAGCUGGAGCCAUCGCCUUACUUCUCAGUGACACCAAUGAACAAAGUUUUACCAGACUCUAACACACUGGUGUUUGGAAGAAUGAAUGUUGUUAACCCACAUGACACAAGACAGUACCUGUACUGCCUCAAGCCGAGGGCGGAGGCACGUUCCAACCCUGCAGCGCUGCGGCAGGCAACCUCCAUCGGCAAACUGGACAUUGUGUGGCGCACCAACAUGGGUGACCGAGGCAGACUUCAGACCAGCCAGCUGCAGAGGAUGACGCCUCAGUAUGGGGACGUGAGAGUGACGGUGGAGCGUAUCCCCAGUGUGGUGAGGCUAGAGGAACAGUUUGAAGUCUGCCUCUCCAUUACUAAUAUAUGUGAGCGGACCCUAGAGUUACACCUAGAGUUCCUGGGUGGUGGUGGAGGGUCUGUGUGGAGUGGAGUUAGCAGUCGGUCACUUCCUUCCCUCCAGCCUGGGCAGUCAGUCAGCCUGAGUCUACCCUUGGUGCCCCUACAGACUGGACUUCAGACCAUCGCUGGGAUCCGCCUGACAGACACAUUCCUCAAGCGAGCCUACAACUAUGAAAAUCUUGCCCAAGUGUUCAUAACCAACGAAAAGUCCAAGGAGCAAGAGGAAUUCUUCUCCAAAUGGGUGAAUGACUCCACCUAAUAGCAUCUGUGUAGGGGGGCUCCUGGUGCUCCCCAACCUUCCCUCCCUCCCAUGUAUAUUGUUUAUCUGUAUGUACUGUAUGUAAAAUGUUGGAGUAAACAUAUCUAUUCUUUGUUGACAAUAAUG